This is a messenger RNA of Thamnophis elegans (Western terrestrial garter snake), 999 nucleotides long. RefSeq names its product homeobox D9 (gene HOXD9). The transcript is spliced from 2 exons. Lineage: Eukaryota; Metazoa; Chordata; Lepidosauria; Squamata; Natricidae. Gene Ontology annotation, molecular function: RNA polymerase II cis-regulatory region sequence-specific DNA binding; DNA-binding transcription factor activity, RNA polymerase II-specific. Gene Ontology annotation, biological process: regulation of transcription by RNA polymerase II; embryonic skeletal system morphogenesis; anterior/posterior pattern specification. Bases 1 to 999 code for a protein of 332 amino acids. The record is from RefSeq and is a predicted model, not a curated record. Gene Ontology annotation, cellular component: nucleus.
AUGUCGUCGGGCCGCGGCACCCUCCGUAACUACUACGUGGACUCGCUCAUAGGCCCCGACACCGAGGAAGGAGGGUACGGAGGAAGAGCAGGCGGAGGCCCCAGCCCUUUCCUACCAGGAGGUCCCCCGUUCGCCGCUCCACGGUUGCCUCCAGGUGUGGCGACCGAGGGAUCGGAGUUCUCUCCGUGCAGCUUCACCCCCAAGCCGUCCGUCUUCUCCUCCUGGCCGGCCCGUCCUCCUCCCGCUCAACCCUCUACCCCGCUGCCGAGCAUCUACCCUCCGUACGUGGCCCCGCCGCACCUCGGAGGGUCGGCCGAGGGGGGCAGGUACGUCCCUCCCUGGCUCGAUCCCUACGCUUCCUUUCGCGGCAGCCACGCCGCCCUCUCGGCUGCGCCCGCCGUCUCCGACCGAGACCCCGUCGCAGCCCCCGGACGCCUCUACGGGAUCGGCAAGCCGGAGCCCGCCGCCUCCGCGUCGCUUGAGCCCCGAGCCUUCGCUUCCGCCGCCUCCGUCCCGUCCUUUGCCUCCGGUUCACCAGCCCCACGGACGGAGAGCUUCUCGGCCGCCGACCGUUCCCGCGGGCCCGACUACACGUGCGACUCUUUUCUGGCAGCGGCGGCGACUGCCGGGUUGGCUGCCCCCGCUCUCGCUUCCCCGGCCAGCAACGCCAGUCUCAGCCCGGCCAAGCCAGCCUCCGGAGGCAGCCCUAGCCGCAGCCCGCUCAGCGACCUGAAGGAGGAAAAAGAGGAGCAGCAAUUUGGCCCAAAUAACCCGGCUGCAAACUGGAUUCAGGCUCGGUCCGCCAGGAAAAAGCGUUGCCCUUACACCAAAUUCCAGACUCUGGAACUGGAAAAGGAAUUCCUCUUUAAUAUGUACCUCACCCGAGAACGGCGCUAUGAAGUGGCCAGGAUUUUAACCCUCACGGAGAGGCAGGUUAAAAUCUGGUUCCAGAACCGCAGGAUGAAAAUGAAAAAAAUGAAUAAAGGGAAAAGGGAAUAA